AGCUCCUUACAGAGAAUAGGGUCCACUCAGAGAGUGCAUGAGUUAUAUAUGUCAGUGUGGAUUUUACUGGCUAUAUCCUCACAUAUCGGUGCCUAUGGAGAGAAGAUCAGUAUGUGCCUGUCAUUGUCACAGACACUUAUUUGGAUUUCAUGUAGAAGAACAGAGUAAAACAGAAUUCGUCUUGUCUCAGUGGACUGACCGGCCUAUACUGUUCGCCCUGUAUAGAAGCCUCGUGAGCCUCUACACUAUCGGCGUGGUGGUGUACUCGGCCAUCAACAAUGAAUACGGGGUGAAGAUCUUCAUCUGGCUGACGUACUGGUCAUACUACAUCCUGGCAACUGGCUUCCUCAUCCGAGCUCUCACCGUGUGGCUUCAUGUCUAUGGACAGAAGGAUAAAGAUCGUCUGCGUCUGCCGGACCGACUAUUACAAUUACAGUGGGUAUUACAGACGCUGACGUGUGCAGCAGCCCCAAUAGUGUCUGUGCUCUUCUGGACGGUGGAGUAUCAAGGUGGAGGCGUGGACUUCAAGAGCGCCAACACCCAUGCCAUCAACCUCACCCUUGUUGUCGUCGACUUGUUUAUAUCUCGCUAUCCAAUCAGAAUUCACCAUUUCUACGUUAGUAUGUGCCUAUUCACGACCUACUCUGCGUUCACCGCCAUCUACUGGUCGACAGGGGGAACUAACCACCUGGGUCGCCCCUAUGUGUAUUCUGUCCUUAACUACUCGGAGGACCCUGGCUUUGCUAUGAUAUUCGUGUUCUCGGUGACGCUAGCAGCGGCCCCCUUCGUCCACUGCCUCAUGUACGGGCUGUACAGGCUCCGCGUGGCCUUGUGGAACAGAUGUUGCGGCGCAGGAGAGGCUAUCCCGGAGACGUUGAUAGCCCUUACAACCCAGUCGUCCGCCACCGAUGUCUGAAUAUUUAUGUGUCUUCAUUUGACUCUUGAUCAAAAGUUGUUUGAUCAAAAAAUGUUUCAUAAGGGGGUUACAACAUUCGUGGAAUUAGUAAAGCUUUCAAAAAAUACGGGAUAACCUCACCUUUUUGCGAACACCUGAUAUCAUCACUAUUUGACUGUGAUUCAUAAAAAACGAGCCUAUGAUAGAUAUACAUAGUCGGAAUCGCACAAUGGACUAGACUCUAACAAUAUAGGAUGUAUUAAAUACCUUGAUACUCAUUUCAAACCCGUGUUCCGGUUAAGUGACGUUUGUAAUAUCAAAGUUGACGUCAUAGGGAAAAAACAUUGAAACUGACGUGUUCCAAAUCAUGAUUCACAGCAAAUGCAUCGAAAGGGCUGGUCUUUAAUGAUUUCGGGGGCACGGGUGGCCCAGUCGUCCAAGGCGCCGUGAUUUGCUGUGCAGAGUUGCGUCCCUUUUGGCACGCUAGAAACCUAUGAUUGUGGGUUCGAAUCCCGGUUCGCCCA
Messenger RNA from Haliotis rufescens (red abalone), 1419 nucleotides. Its product is annotated as protein rolling stone-like. The transcript has 4 exons. Gene Ontology annotation, cellular component: membrane. NCBI's taxonomy places the organism in Eukaryota, Metazoa, Mollusca, Gastropoda, Lepetellida, Haliotidae. Bases 38 to 916 code for a protein of 292 amino acids. The record is from RefSeq and is a predicted model, not a curated record.